Messenger RNA from Dryobates pubescens (Downy woodpecker), 683 nucleotides. It is a transcript of the gene MYL3, whose product is annotated as myosin light chain 3. Gene Ontology annotation, molecular function: calcium ion binding. NCBI's taxonomy places the organism in Eukaryota, Metazoa, Chordata, Aves, Piciformes, Picidae. The record is from RefSeq and is a predicted model, not a curated record. The transcript has 8 exons. Bases 1 to 597 code for a protein of 198 amino acids. Gene Ontology annotation, cellular component: myosin II complex.
AUGGCUUCUAAACAGAUCUCAAAAGAGCACAAUAAAAAAUCAAACUUUCCUUCUCCUUCUCCUUCUCCUUCUCCUUCUCCUUCUCCUUCUCCUUCUCCGGAAUCACCAGAUCAGCCAAGGGCACCUAGGUCUGUGCCAGUUGAAUUCACUCCUGAUCAGAUUGAAGAAUUUAAGGAAGCAUUCUCCCUCUUCGACAGGACUCCUAAAUCUGAGAUGAAAAUCACAUAUGCCCAAUGUGGGGAUGUCUUGAGAGCCCUGGGGCAAAAUCCAACCCAGGCUGAGGUCAUGAAGCUGCUCGGCAGACCCAAACCAGAAGAAAUGGCCUCCAAGAUGAUUGACUUUGAGACCUUCCUGCCCAUGCUCCAGCACAUUGCCAAGACAAAAGACACAGGCACCUACGAGGACUUCGUGGAGGGUCUGCGUGUGUUCGACAAGGAGGGCAACGGCACCGUGAUGGGCGCUGAGCUCCGCCACGUUCUGGCUACGCUGGGUGAGAGGCUGACUGAAGAGGAGGUUGAUAAGCUGAUGGCUGGUCAGGAGGAUGCCAAUGGCUGUAUCAACUAUGAAGCUUUUGUGAAGCACAUCAUGGCUAACUGAACACCAGGACAAGAUAGAUGCCCAGAACCCCAGAUGCUGGCCUUGGAUUCUGAUGUCAUGGAAUGCCUCCUCAUUUGCCAGCCCAG